Messenger RNA from Zymoseptoria tritici IPO323, 1062 nucleotides. RefSeq lists its product as uncharacterized. NCBI's taxonomy places the organism in Eukaryota, Fungi, Ascomycota, Dothideomycetes, Mycosphaerellales, Mycosphaerellaceae. The record is from RefSeq and is a predicted model, not a curated record. The transcript has 5 exons. Bases 1 to 1062 code for a protein of 353 amino acids.
AUGCAUUGUGCAGGAACAUUCCUAAUCACAAGCGACGCCAAGCUCCCAAACAGCCUGCUCAAGGAGGAGGGACACUUCCAGAAGAAGCAGGUGAAGAAGGGAAGCGGAAAGAAGUCGAUCGCGGCGGCGGGUGUCAACGUCGUGUCGCGGGAGUGCGUCGACGAGAUGAUUGCGCUGCUGAGGAGUGCCUCGUUGGAGAGCGAGUCGACGGGAUGCUGUGGAGCAAGUUCGGCAUUCGCUGUGAUCGCCUCCGGUCUGAAGGACGGGCGCCCGGAUGUCAAGAACAUUCGAGAUUUCUUCGACUGCGGUCGUCCCCGCCCGCGGGCCAUCAAAGCCCUGAUCGGCGGCGGCGACACGCUCGCGAAGUUGUGGAAGCUGCCCCGGGAAUCACGCCACGGCAUCUCGACGGAGGAGCGCGAGGAUCUCGUGCACGACCUGGCCGAGGCCGCGCUGCGCACCUUUUACACCGAGUCCAAUCUGAGCUUCGUGGAGACGCACUGGGGAGACAUCCAGCCGAUCCUCCGCGAUCGACGACACUCGGACGACGUGGAGACCAACCGACGACUCGAAAUGCUUACACACCGCUCCUCUCCCGAUCUGUUCGUGGCCGACUACUCGAAUGAUGAUAUCACACAUACGUUGAUUCCUCACACUUCAUCGACCCGAAAGAGGCUGCUACUAGAGUACAAGGACCUCGACGCCGCCUCCCGCCUCUCCGUCUGGAACAACUUCCUCACCUCCCACAACGCCGCCCAGGCCGCCGCCCGCCUCUCCCCUCCUCCCAAGGCUCCCACCACCGCCGCCAAGUCCUACGGCUCCGCCCGUGCUCUCAACAAAUGCCGCACCAACUCCGCCACCCCCUCCGCCGCCAACGGCACCACCAUCUCCGCGGAGGCGGCGUCUAAGGCGACCAGAGCCGGCCUUAUGAGCUCCAAAACUUCCUUCAUCUUCUUCCACUCGACCUCCGGCAAAGCCGUUCUCGUAUCGAAAAGUCCUUCCACGAUGUGCUACUCCGGACUCCUCGGACCGGAACGGCUGGGGGCGUAUCGGUGCCGUCGGUAG